Neoarius graeffei (lesser salmon catfish) is the source of this 405-nucleotide messenger RNA. RefSeq names its product C-C motif chemokine 4 homolog. Gene Ontology annotation, molecular function: CCR chemokine receptor binding; chemokine activity. The transcript is spliced from 3 exons. NCBI's taxonomy places the organism in Eukaryota, Metazoa, Chordata, Actinopteri, Siluriformes, Ariidae. Gene Ontology annotation, biological process: G protein-coupled receptor signaling pathway; chemokine-mediated signaling pathway; monocyte chemotaxis. Gene Ontology annotation, cellular component: extracellular region. The record is from RefSeq and is a predicted model, not a curated record. The coding region runs from base 28 to 315 and encodes 95 amino acids.
UCAUCAUCAUCAUCAUCAUCAUCAGUCAUGGUCUCUCGUUCUCUCCUGUUGGUUCUGCUGGUUCUCGCCUGCCAUCAAUUCUUCACAUCGGCCGAAAGUGAAAAUGAUGUAAAGAAAUGCUGUUUCAGUUACCAGAAGAGUCCAAUCCCUGUAAAACUCAUUACAGCGUAUGAAGAAACAGACUUUCGGUGUACAAACCCUGGAGUCAUCUUUACUCUAAAGAACGGCAAAAAGGCGUGUGCAGAUCCUGAAGACGGGUGGGUGAAGAAUCACAAGAACACAAUCGACCAGCGCGAGUUUAAAAACCUGUCUUAAACUCAGCCGAGUGUUUAAAUCCUCUCUCCGUUAAUAAGUAUUUUUUAAUCAUAGUUAAACAAACUUUUGUUUGAAUUAGUUUUGCAUUGU